UCUGCGCCGUAUGUCUCUUGUCCCUUGCAGCACGCUGCCAGCUGGUACCUCCCUCCUUUCUGAAGCGUAACCGGGGAGGGGGUGGAAAGCAAAGGAAGUUUGGUAUUUAUUUUUUUCUUUAGACUUUGGGAAAGGAUUCCUUCUCCCUCCCCCCGCGGAGGGCUGUAGGACAGAGUGCGGUGGCGGAGGAGAGAGGGGCACAGCUGGAAGCGGGCUGUCCGGAGCCUUGCCCCCUCCUCGCCGUGUACCUGGGGGUGCUGGAUGCAAGCUCUGCGGAGCUCCUCCAAGCGUAGCAGCAGCGGCUCGGCAGAUGUAGAUGCGUGCGUGUGUGUAUGCUUAACCCUUUCUUGGCUCCUCGGAUUUGUACCAUGCUGAAGAUCCUCACCAAAAAGCUCAGGAACCAGAGUUUGAAUGAAAUUCAACCUUUCCAGCUAAAGAUCUCCUACCCCCCAAGUGAUGAGGACAGCGACGACUCUGAGGGAGAGAACCAGGAACUUGCUCAGAUCGACAGAGAGAGAAGACGGAAUUGUACUUUGACCCCUCUGGCCACCAACCAGCUCCAGAACCAGGAGAACCAAUGCUGCAAGGUUCGGGCCCUCUUCCAUGCCAGCCUUGACCGCCACAGCUCGGAAGAGGAGCUGGAGCGCAUCAACCGAGAGUUUGCCGCUGAGAAGCGAAAGUGGUCCCAGGUCAGCAGGCUUGCCUGCUGCAGUGACAGCAACAACACCUCCUCCAGUGACGAAGAAGUAAAGAAUUUGUGCGCUAUGUCCUUCCGGCCCGUGGCAGAGCAGGCCGAUGGCUUGCACGCCAGCCCAAGCCCUGUGCUGUUCAGUGCCUCCCCUCCCAAGAGACUCCAGCCCCUGGGGCGGAGCCCAGCCUCCAGACCUUUAAUCUUCACAAGCGUCGGGGCAGGCCUUGAGCAAGUCAUGCCUUGUAAGAGACAUCGACAAGGAUACGGGGAUAAGGUCAGCAGGCCCAGCCUUGACCUGGAAAAAAUGCAGCAGAAGAUGCUGCUCAAGAAGAAUUGUGGAGCGAAGACUAGAGUUAUUAAAAUUCAUAGCAUCAAUGGAGCCCGCCCACCACCCCACUUUGUGUAUGAUCCAUCCACCUUUGCCUUCCGUUCCCUCAGCACCUUGAAGCCGCUGAGCCCGAUAGCUCCAGUGGAAGAACCGUCAUGUGCCUACUGAAGGAGUUUCUCCAAAAACCUCAGGAACUAUCAACCAACCACCUGCCUGGCAGGGAGAAGGGGAGGUGGCAAUGCCCAAGGGGAUGGGUGGGAGAAGAAGGGGACAAUGACACAUCUUUGCAAUGCAGCCUCUCUGGCAGCAGUAAACAUACGGCUUUGCAGCAGUGCCUGUUUUCAUACCAUCGCCAUAACUGAAUAGUGGCAAAGGGAGAAAUUUUUGUCUUUCAGGGCAAAACAAACCAGUCAGGUCCACAAACUGCAAGGGCAGCCACCAAGGCAGUGUCAAACACAGGGAUGAUGGUAGUUGAAGAUAUCCCUGAGGGGUUCAGGGGCUAGUACGGCCUACAUGGCAGCAGGGAUGAGUGAUCAGGGUGUGAAACCAAGUCCAGUCAGUUUCCCAAGAGUACCUGGGUCUCUACCAGUGCUUUGCUAUAGAUCUGACCCUUCUCCCACUCAGAAGUGAUCUCAGGAUUGGAGACAGAGGCUAUACAGGGCUGCCUGCAAAGCAAGAUCAUCCCUCUCUGAGACUGUUACAAUUGCAUUCACUUCAAGCUCUCUUGAAUGCAAGACCCUAGGAGAGGGAGUAACUGGCAAAUCUAGCUGCAUGUUCCAGCUGGUCUGCUGGCAACUUGGAGAUAGCGUCUAAAAUGGGGUUGAAAGGGGUUGUAGAUCAGGGGUUAGAAUAAAAUUCUAGAAUAGAGGGUCUGUGUUCAGCCAUCCAAGGAAACACAGUGCCCACCCUCAGUCCUCUCAGCAUCAUCAGAGAGAAGAACUUGGGGAGGUGACUGUGUGCUCUUGGGUUUCCUCUCUGCUGAGGCUGUCCGUGUUCUGGGAUGUGCAGCACUUCUCCGCAGCAUUGUCCCAAUACCCUGCUGCCCUCACAUGAUGCUGAAGGUAACUGGUAUCACCAAACUCAAACAAAUCUAAGGUCUCUGGCAGCUUUCUAGUCUCCUGUUUAUGCUGGCUAUUAAAUUCUUGUAGACCUGCCUUGUACCAGUGGAACAAGUGUUCCCAGGUGUAGCAUGGAGUGGGAGAAAGGUCUCUUUUGUGGCCACCUGUUGGUAGAAGAAACAGGAGGGGAGUUUGGGAGAAGCUGGGGGAUGUUUUUCCAUAGACAGUCCUAAGACAGUUAGGACCAUGCUAGGCCUUGCUACCACUGGAGUUUGACUGGGAUCUGGCCUUGAGGCAUGUAUGUGUUUUGUGCUACAAGGCAAGAGCUAAUGGGACAAGCUCUCACCUAUCUUGGUGAGGCAGAGGAACAAGGCUUUUCCCCUUGCUGCACCUGGUAGAGAGAAUAAAAUCUUUGUCUAGGCAUUCCCCACCUUGAGCCUGUAUCUGGCUGGGUGCAAGGGGGAGCGAGUAGUUUACUUCUUGUCUGGAUCAAGAGGAGCAACUGUAAGUAUAUAUAUAAAAUAAUUUUUGUUUUUAAAUCUGCUCCAGCGUGGAGGUCUUUGAUGCCACUCUUUGGAUGAGACCAAUGGUCAGUCCAGCUGCCAGUAGGAGGCCACACAGUGAACCAGCAUUCACUGGUGCUUUCUGGGCCCUUCAUUCAGACCGUUGGGGAAAGCCCAAAGGCCCUCUAGGCCUGGGGACCCGAAUCCCCCACCCCUGCCUUCCUCCCUCCCCAACCUCCUCUCACUCCGGCAGGCAGAGCAGCUGGGCAAGGUGGUGAGGGGAUGUCUGUCCUGAUGCUGUCCCAGCUCUGCCUGCUGUUUGGCUCCAGACUGUCCCAGCUGGGCCACCCCCUGCACCAGUACCAUGUCCAAGGGGUCGCUUGGGUUUGCUGGUGAGGUGCCUCUGGCAGAGCAUCGUGGUUCCCUGCAAGAAUUCCCUUCUUCCAACAGAGGCCGAUUCCUCUGCUGAUUCCUCCUGCCCCUGUAGAGACCCUGCUUAUCUUGUCUUGAUGGCACACCUCAGCUUUUUAACUGCUGCCAGAUCAAGCUGACCAGUGCAGGACAGGAAGCGUCGCCCCUUCGGACCAAACCCCUGUGCUCAGGAGAAGGGACAGCUGUAGCCUGGUACCUGUCUGAAGAGGCAUGUUCCCUGUGGAGAUGGCUGGGGCGGCAGCUCCCAUGUGGUUCUGCGUCCCCAGGCUUUGCUCAGCAAGAGCUGCUGAGGUGCUUGGCCCUAGAGACAUGUUUCUGCCAGCCCGAGGGUACGACAGGCUGCCUUCCCCCAGGUGGGAGCGGGGAACAGGGAUGUCCUGCCAAUAUUGUUGCCUUUUAGUACUUUUGUAACUUUUCUGUCUUUUCUUUUUCAAUCAGAAGGAAAAAUAAAAAAAAAACCAACAAAACAAUGAAAUAAAGCAUAACAGCUGUUCUAUUCA
Molecule: messenger RNA, 3512 nt
Organism: Aptenodytes forsteri (emperor penguin)
Lineage: Eukaryota; Metazoa; Chordata; Aves; Sphenisciformes; Spheniscidae
Exons: 5
Coding region: 333-1187 (284 amino acids)
Source: RefSeq, a predicted model, not a curated record